AUGGUUACCGACCCUUUCAUUCAGCAGUACUUAGAAAGGAUUGAUGAAUAUUUAGAACUCUCUCUACAGCAGUUAUCGCUUUCGCUAUCACCGAAACAACAUAAUAAGGAUGAAGAAGAGGAUUUGCAAAGUUUACAGGAGAAAUUGCAGAAAAUUAAAUUGAUCGUUGCGAAGAUCCAUGCCUCUCUCCGGUCACACUCAUCGAAAGUUGUCGAGGUGGAUUAUGCUACCGUAUUAGAUCUCUUAUCCGAUUUACCAAGAGAGCAAUUUAUUGAACAUCAAGAUGGUCUAAUAAAUCUGGUCACAAAUGCUAUCUACCAGUAUACUUUAUUGCUAUGCUACUACACUUUAAAGAGCGAGUGUGUGUCAUUUUUACCAGAGGCCUAUGAAUCGGCCAGAUACUAUAAAAGGGUAUCAGACUCCAAAUUAUGGUCAACAUUAUAUUUUGUACAGACGUUACCAAAUAAAAUUGCUAUUUUUUCAAGACAACUGAACUAUAGCUUUAAAAAGCUCAAAGCCAUUGAUGCUUCCAGCGAAUACUCUGCUGAGAAAUUAAAAAUAUUGGGCCACAAUUUCUUGGAAGAUGUCAAACCAAAGUGGAAUAAGAUGAUGAUGGUACAUGAUUUUAGGUUUGUGGGCCUUCCUAAAAAAUCUGUCAGCUGGGCAUAUUUUUUUUUGAAUUUACCUCGUGCAAUGAUUCGCGACGAACUGCACAAAAAGAUCGAUUAUAUGGAUCAUUUAACAAAGAACUACACUACGAAACUAGGUCAAUUAAUUAUUUCCUUUGAAUCAGGCAGUAAGAGCACCAUAUCUGACGAUUAUAGGAAGCAUGUAGCUGCUCUGCAAGAAUUCUUCAACGGGAACGAUAAUGAUAACAUUUACUCCAUGGUCCAACAUACAAUGCAAUUUCGUUCUAAUGUUGAGAAGAUUUGUGAUACUAAACCAAGCAUAGCAACAAGAUAUUGGCCUUGCGCAUUAUUGGUGCUUACUUAUGGGCCAUCUUCGAUUAUUUCAAUUUGGCAAUCACGCUUCAAGAUCCUUCAUUUUCUGCAAGAAAAUGUUGUUGAUUUUGCAAUGGGUCUGAUAUACAAUUGGAUAUAUAUCCCCCUGAAAAACGUGUGGGCCACAGUAAGACACGAUGAUGAUAGUUCAAUAGCAAUGAUGUCAGCAGGUACUUUAGAUUCAGAGAUUAAUUCUUUAACAAGAAUGAUAGUAAGCUUUGUUAAGGAGAAAAGUAAUUCAAACAUUGAUGUUGACACCUUAGUACAACAAAUAGAGCAUGGUGAUUUAACGGAUUUUAUGGAAAUUUACGAAAAUCAACUGGAAAAACCUAUCAAAAACAUAGUCACAGGUGGACUUAUCAGAUCUUUAUUAAUUCAAGUUCAAAAGACGAAAGUGGAGGGUUCGCUGGCAUUAAAUGGGAUCGAUAAGAUGCUACAGUCCCAGCAGCUUGUUUUUGGUGUCGUCGCCGUCUCACCUGCACUUUUGAUAUUAUAUGUUACAACCACAUGUGUUUACAGAUUGAUAAAAGUGGGAAACUUCUGGUCGAAUAUUGAAGAGUGUAAACAAAACCUAGGCGCUUGUUUAAAUAAUGUUGAAAGAUUAUUAAAUUACGACGAGUCCGCAAAAAAGGAUACUGUCGAUAAUUGUUUAGCGCAAGGUCUAUUGACUAUUGAAAUUUCUAGUAUUGCUCGGUAUGGAAGUCUUUUGGUGCCUCGCUCGAGGCUUAACGAAUGGUACAGGGAUGUUGAAGAAAUCUCAGAUUCGCAGUUAAGCAACAGUUCAAGAAUAAACGUUGUCAAUAGAAUUUAUCACGUCUACGGAAGAUUUUUCUGA
Molecule: messenger RNA, 1836 nt
Organism: Zygotorulaspora mrakii
Lineage: Eukaryota; Fungi; Ascomycota; Saccharomycetes; Saccharomycetales; Saccharomycetaceae
Gene: NCA2
Product: Nca2p
Exons: 1
Coding region: 1-1836 (611 amino acids)
Cellular component (GO): mitochondrial outer membrane
Source: RefSeq, a predicted model, not a curated record